UCCUUCCGAGUUCGCCAUUCCCCACUUCUAUCUCCCUCCGAGGGACGACGGCCGGCGCGGCGGCGCACGGCUCUGGCGAACUGAGCUUACUAAUCGGCGGUUCUAGAAGGGAGGAUGCAGCAGAAUCCAACUGAGGCCAUCGAGAUGUGCGCGCCGGGGGAGAGCGGAGGGGCCGAGGCUGAGGUUCCCAAAGCGGUGCCGUGGCUAGGUUUCUGGCAGGCGUCGCGGCGGCGGUUGCCCCCCGACGACCCCUUCUUCUCCGCCGGCGACAUGGAGCGCGAGCUACUCGCCAAGCACGUUGCUCUGGAUCUCUCGGAUGAUGACCGGUAUCAACUUGAGAGGAUGGAUGUGGCGACUGUGAGCACUGUGUGUUGUCCAAUUGCUGGUUGUGGUGUUCAUCUAGAUUGCUUGGAGGAUUUUGAAGACCACUACAGCACUCGGCAUACUGCCUCAUGCUCUGUAUGUUCAAGAGUGUAUCCAACUUCAAGGUUGCUGAGUAUUCAUAUUUCUGAGGCACAUGAUUCCUUUUUUCAAGCAAAAGUUGCUCGUGGUUUUCUGAUGUAUGAAUGUUUGGUGGAGGGUUGCGGGGUGAAGUUGAAGAACUACAAAAGUAGGCAGCAGCAUCUUGUUGAUAAGCAUCAAUUUCCCAAGUCAUUUGAAUUCUUUAAAAGGGCACAACCUUCCCAGCGGCAUCGUCAGAAGUAUCAUCGGAGGCAAACUGUUCACAAGGAAGAAGAGGCAAGGGACUCUUUGAUGGAUGUUGAUGGAAAUAGCCCAAGGCAGAUGAAAUGGAAACAUCGACCUAAACAGCACAAUCAUAAGGAGCCGAAAGAACAUGAACUUCAGAAGGAGGCUGAGGAGAAUAAGAUGGAGGUUGAGCAAAAGAUUGACGAGCUUACCUCAGCUGUAUCAAAGCUGAGCACUGCCGAUUCCACGCCUUCGAGCAUAACGUUUGGCCAUCGCCGUUCUCGUGGCCUUACCUUUGUCCCAAGGUCUAUUAGGCAGAACAAGCAGGUCUCUAAUCCAGAAGCAAAAUGACAAAACUUGCUGUUACACUAAAUUACUGUGACAAAUCUGCCGAUGUGGCAUUUCUGUGUGCUCAUAAUUGAUUGUGGACUUUCCUUGUACCUGGACGUUCAAAAUUCCCACUAAUAUACUUGUGUCACGACAGAGGUGCUUCC
Lolium rigidum is the source of this 1181-nucleotide messenger RNA. Its product is annotated as zinc finger protein 511-like. The record is from RefSeq and is a predicted model, not a curated record. Lineage: Eukaryota; Viridiplantae; Streptophyta; Magnoliopsida; Poales; Poaceae. The transcript is spliced from 4 exons. The coding region runs from base 115 to 1038 and encodes 307 amino acids.